UUUUAACCGUCUGGUGCGGUGCCGAUUACCUUGAAUGUUCCAGGACUUUUAGGUGCUCAUCUACACCAGAUGUUACGGUACCAAGAUAGAAAGCAGGAAGUUGGUUCAAAAAAGCGCGUCUUCUGCAUCUACUUGUUCUUCUUCUCUUUGAUAGCUCGAGGAGACUGACUUCCAUAAUGAAAGAUGACAGAGAACGCUGCACAGUUAUUUGCCAGAUUGGAAGGCAGGAGGUGUCUCAAGGACAUAGAACCGUGCAUCUUUCCAGAGGAUGGGGGACCAAACUAUGGUGACGUUGUGGAGCUCCAUGGGACAGAGGGGACAGGGAAGACGGAGCUGCUGUACCACCUACUGGUCCGCUGCCUGCUCCCUGGGGACGUGGGCGGGCUGGGCGUAGAGGUGGUCUUCCUGGACACUGACCACCAUUUUGACAUGCUGCGUCUUGUCACCGUGCUGGAGCACCGCCUGGCUCAGGCGACACGGGCCGGGAGCUCUGAGGAAGGUUGUGAGAGCUCUGGAGGUCAGGGCCAGGCUACUGCCACCUCUGAUCCUGAGACACGGGUGCGAGCGUGCCUGAGCCGUCUUUCUGUGGUGCACUGCUCCAGCUCUGCCCAGCUCCUCCUCACACUCCACUUCCUAGAGACGUCCAUGUGCAGCCGGCCCAAACUGUCACUGCUCAUCAUUGACAGCAUAUCCGCCUUUUAUUGGACGGACCGCAGUGGGGGUGGGGACAGCGUGGCCAAACAGGAAGUGACACUCCGGAAGUGCUCGGAGCUCCUGGCCAGGCUGUUGAGGGACUACCGCAUCAGUGUGUUCGCAUCCACACACGCCAUCAUGAGGAAUUAUGGGAAUUGGAGUUCUGACAGGCUUGGCGAGUCUUCCGACGCGGCGUCUUCCUGGAGGAAGUGGAGCUCAGCACAGGGGUCUGAUUAUGAUAGACUGUACCUGUGCAAGGCGUGGCAGAGGCUGGUCACACACAGGCUGCUAUUGGCCAGAGCAGAGACUGGGCCGGGCACUAGGGAUCAACGACAUGUGUUCUCAGCAACAAGCACCUCCUCCACCUCAUAUUCCUCCUCUAACAGACCAAGAGGUGUCAGGAAUUUCUCCUUUGUGAUAACGGAUGAAGGCCUGAGUUUCAUGUAGUCGAGAGAGGAGCUGUUUAAUGUUAAAUAGAGAACACAUGUUUACUCUUGUAUCAUCUUAGAUGUAGAUUUAUGUUGAACAUUUGAAGUCUUGUAACCCCUGUACAUCAUUAAAAACAUUUUUUUUGC
This is a messenger RNA of Osmerus eperlanus (European smelt), 1268 nucleotides long. RefSeq names its product X-ray repair complementing defective repair in Chinese hamster cells 2 (gene xrcc2). NCBI's taxonomy places the organism in Eukaryota, Metazoa, Chordata, Actinopteri, Osmeriformes, Osmeridae. The record is from RefSeq and is a predicted model, not a curated record. The transcript has 4 exons. Gene Ontology annotation, molecular function: ATP-dependent DNA damage sensor activity; ATP binding; four-way junction DNA binding. Gene Ontology annotation, cellular component: Rad51B-Rad51C-Rad51D-XRCC2 complex; replication fork; centrosome. The coding region runs from base 184 to 1140 and encodes 318 amino acids. Gene Ontology annotation, biological process: DNA strand invasion; double-strand break repair via homologous recombination.